Rhipicephalus sanguineus (brown dog tick) is the source of this 1767-nucleotide messenger RNA. RefSeq names its product MAM and LDL-receptor class A domain-containing protein 1-like. The transcript has 12 exons. The record is from RefSeq and is a predicted model, not a curated record. Gene Ontology annotation, cellular component: membrane. Gene Ontology annotation, molecular function: protein binding. The coding region runs from base 1 to 1767 and encodes 588 amino acids. NCBI's taxonomy places the organism in Eukaryota, Metazoa, Arthropoda, Arachnida, Ixodida, Ixodidae.
AUGGCGUGGUCGGUCGGCCUGCCCUGCUUCUGUCUUGAGAGCGCAGAGUCUCAGCAAGUGAUCUUAGAAUAUCUCAGAGCUGAAUUGACGAAGCAGGUGAGCUGCGAUUUUUCCAACCCCGUGGACUGUGGCUGGUUCCCGGAGCGUCAGGCCGCCGAUGUUGAAUGGGUUCUUUACACUGGCGGCAAUGGUUUGCCUCGACCAAUGUGGCAACCGCCGUUUUCUCUUGCACCCAAUGGUACGUUCAUGGUGGCACGAAGCAAGUUCCCUGUGAUAAAGAAGGCUCACCUCGUUUCAAUUCGCAUGGGCCCCACACCAGAUAGUGGGCGAUGCUUCACCUUCUGGUACAACAUGUGGCAUCCAAAUAGUGGGGAGCUAAACCUGCUUCAACGUACGGGCAAUGAUUCAACCAGCUUGAUCUGGCGUCGCGUUGGACCACAAGGCAAAGAGUGGAACCUCGGCGAGGUGCAACUAUACAGUGACGAGCCGCACCAGCUGGUGAUGGAGGCUGUUCUGAAACCAAACAUACCUGGCGUAGUAGCCGUAGAUCUUUUCACUCUCAAGGAUGGCCCGUGUGACACCAAGAAAGUGUGCACUUUCGAGUCGGGCACGUGCGGUUGGCAGCUUCACAACUGGGAACUGACGAAAAGCAGCAGUGUCGCGUUACCUCUCGCAGACCACAGCAAUCGGGCACCUUCAGGUAGCUUUGCCAUGGUGAAAUCCCCGGGUGGCCGCAUGCUAAGCCCCCAGGACUGGUUUGACACGACUCAGAACAAGUGUCUUCGCUUCUGGUUCUUUCUUUCCGGCACCGGGGCUGAGACUCUUAACGUCACUCGGGUACUAAAGCUGAACAGUGAGGAGGCCCUGUGGUUUCAAACAGCAAAUGACGCGCCGUUGAAGAUGUGGAAUUCCGCUGCAGUCAACCUUACCAGCCAUCAAGGGGAUGUUUUCACGGUGUUCGAAGGGGAGACGUCCGGUGACCCCGGCACUGUCGUUGCCGUCGAUGAUAUUGCACUGGGCGACACACAUUGUCCGACAGCAGGCAGCUGUUCGUUCGAGGAAGACAUGUGCAACUGGUACAACAGCAAACCCCUUGCCUACGCACAGUGGUACCGACACAAGGGCUACACGGUAUCUUCCCUGAGCAGGCUCGAGAAAGACCACACACUGGGCACUAAAGAUGGAUACUACCUGCUUCUGGACGCUGAGGACCAAGUUGCAAUACCGGUUGGAAUUUUGAAGAGCCAGGUUCUUGCCUUGGGUUCCGUAGUGUGUUUCCAGCUCUAUUACCACAUGCAAAAUAAAAAAGCCUGGCUGAAUGUUACUUUUGUUGAAACAUCCGGGUCGCCCUCUGGCGAGCACACUACAGUUCGUUCCACGAGUUCUAUCUACUGGACGUUGCUUUCUGUUGAGCGUGACGACCUGCCCGAUUCGUUCUCGGUUGUGAUCACCGCGACGGCCGGAAAGUUUGCGGGCAACGUUGCCAUUGAUGACAUUUACGUGCGAUCCGGCAAGUGUGCAACAGCAUCGGAAGGUACAAGUGCCCAACCAUCUCAAGAACCAACAGUUCUCACGAAAGAAGCUACUGAAACAACAGUGACAGAAACAACAGCCCCACUUCCGACAGAACCAUCACCAGAGUGCUCUCGCGGUGAAUUCAGCUGCAGAGACGGCGCCACCUGCAUUCCAGCAUUGCUAACAUGUGAUGGCGUUGCUGAUUGUCCUAAUGGAAUGGAUGAAAGAUGCAGUAAGUGGCCGCCUGUGUGA